GUGGAAAGGACCUGAUUGGACGGCUCUGCGUGACGCAGGGGUACGUGAAAAAGCUGAUAACUAGUUAAGAAGGCAGUUUGUAACUCUGGAGAAAAAAGGAGUGCAGAGCUUGAAGACUAUACAUUACGCAGUGGACGUGGAAAGGAAACCGGCGCGCUAUUACGCAGAGAGUGGAGCUGAUAGACGCUGCGUAAAAAGUGACUGGAAAUAGAGGGACAAUGGUGCAGCACACAACAGACAACAGCGAGACGGACGGGAGCAUGUCCAGAGAGGCUACCGACUCGGAGGAGAGUGAGUUUAUGGCGUGCAGCCCCGUGGCCAUCAUCAACCCGGACUGGUGCAAGACGGCCACCGGGCACAUCAAGAGACCCAUGAACGCGUUCAUGGUGUGGUCCAAGAUCGAGAGGAGAAAGAUCAUGGAGCAGUCGCCGGACAUGCACAACGCGGAGAUCUCCAAGCGGCUGGGGAAGCGGUGGAAGAUGCUCAAGGACGCAGAGAAGAUCCCGUUCAUCCGAGAGGCGGAGCGGCUGCGGCUCAAACACAUGGCCGACUACCCAGACUACAAGUACAGACCCAAGAAGAAACCAAAGCUCGACAGUAGUAGUAGUAGUAGUUCCAAAUCAUCAGCAGGAGCACAGACGUCUCCGGAGAAGUGCGGCAAGAUGGCAAAGACUCCCAGCAGCAAGAAGUGUUCCUCAAAGAUAAAGACUAGUAAUAAUAAUAACAAGAGCGGUGCGAAGUCCUCCGCGCACCACCACCACCACCACGGCUACGGAGACGACUGCGCGUUUCCGAGUUUAAAAGUUACAAAGACUGUGAAAGUGGAGCUCACCGACGAGGACGACGACGACGAGUACGAGGACGACUACCGGAUGGGGAUUAGGGCGCGCGACGCGGAGCGCCUGAGGCCGUACAAUGUCGCCAAAGUGCCCGCGAGCCCCACUUUGAGCUCCUCUGCGGAGUCCGAGGGCGCGAGCAUGUACGAAGAAGUGCGGAGCAGCAACAACAACAACAACAACAGACUGUUUUACAAUAUCAAAAACAUUACCAAGCAGAGCGCAUUGCACGCUGCUUCUGUCUCACCAGCAUCCUCCAGGUCGGUCUCCACAUCCUCCUCCAGCUCAUCCUCCAGCUCCUCCAGCUCCAGCAGCAGCAGCAGCACUUCUGGAGAGGAUGCGGACGAUUUGCUGUUUGACUUUAGUUUGAAUUUCGCCCCCAGCGCCCCAGGCUCGGAGCUGGGCAACCCCAAUUCAGGAAACCUCUCCCUGUCUCUUGUGGAUAAGGACCUGGACUCUUUCAGCGAGGGCAGCCUGGGCUCUCACUUUGAGUUCCCAGACUAUUGCACGCCAGAACUCAGUGAGAUGAUUGCCGGGGACUGGCUGGAGGCGAACUUUUCCGACCUGGUCUUCACAUACUGAAGAAAAAACACAACACCAAGUUUUCCUCUAGUAAUAACAGAGAAGGGAGAAAAGUAAAUUAUAUAUGUGUCCUUGGUCAAGUUGUCCCCUAGCCCUGCCUCCUUGUGGGUUUUUCUGAAGGGUCCUUCUUGGAGGGGAGGUUUGGAGGAGGACCAUGCAGGAGGAGAGGUGCAGGUUUGAGGAAUGAGAUGCUUAUGAAGCUGGUAGCAAAAAAAAAAAAGUCUCCAGACGUUUUUUUCUGGCAGCAUGACAGGGUUUUAUGGAUUUUUUCCUCCUCCCCAGUAGGUCUGCAUUUACUGUUCAGCUUAAACGGACCACAAAAAGGGAAAAAUACGUGAACUUCUAUGCAUCUUAUCCUCUUAAAAACUAAAAAGAAAAAACUGCAGGGAGCUAAAAAAAAAAAACACACAAAAAAAGUGGACUGUGGACUGACUCAAAGCAAAUCUGUGAACUGACAAUUGUUCAGGAUGUUACUUUACAACGGUUUAUGUAAUUUCUAAAUGCCGCAAAAAUGUUUGUUUCUUUUUUGUAACUGAUUCAGUUUACCUCCUGGUUUUUGGUAAAUUACGCAGCCUAAACCUCUGCAGAAUACAGGUGCGGAGGGAACAUUUUGAUACAUAACAGACCUCAUCUUUUUAAAAGAAAAAGUAAGAUAUUUUCAGGCAUAUUUUUGUACAGUUCAAAAAGGGAAUGUACUUACUGUGCUUUCAGUGAGUUUCAGGCACUUCUUCCCUUUAUCAUUUGUUUUUUCAGCAUGCAAGGGAGUCCUGGUUUUAAGGAUUAAGUUAAAUUAAAGACUUGCAUCAAAAAUGCCUUGUGAUUUCAAAACUAGGUUUUGUACAGUUGUAGAGCAGAUUUGUCGAGUAUUUGUAGACGAUACAAUGGCAUCAUGGGGGAACACAUACCUCAGAGCUGGAACUAGUUUCAAGAUUGUAUAUGUACUGUAAUAUAGUAAAGUUAGGAGUUUAUGUAUAUCAUACUCGUGAUAUGUGGAUGGGUCCCGAUCGCAGGUGUGAAACUGGAUUUUGGUAUUUUUUAUGGCACAUACUGUUUUUCCCCCUUCUCAUUUUUUUGUGCAAUAUAUACUCUUAAGAUUCAGACCAUCAACAAUUGUAGCAAGUGAUGGAAAAACAGACUUGUGCACUGUCAACAUCAUUUCAUGUUAUGAUGCUGAAGCCUGUCCAGGGCAGAAAAAUAAACAAAUCAGCUGGAACUGAUACAAAACACUAUAAUAUGGCCUCAUGGUGUGUGAUGCAUCCUAUAUAAACAGAUUGAUAUCACAAUUUGAAUGUAAUUUGACUCAUAAAUGGGCAUAUCUGACGCCAAACAGAAGCUGACUGAAAAUUAGGGGGGUUCUGCAGAAAGGGCAUAGUCUGAUACAAGUGGUGGUCUGGCAUUUAGUUUAACAAGCAAGCAAAAAAGAACAUUCCAUAGUCCUGUUUCAUGAAAUGAAACUUUAUUUUAAAACUGAAGACUGCCUUCUUUUUUUAAAAAACAUUAACCAUAAACCUGUAUUUUUUAUUUCUUGCACUUAAAAAAAAAAAGCAGAUAUUGUUUAUUUUUAUGUGGGUCUUACAUAUGAAGUCUGUUUGAUAAAAAGGUUUUGGAAUAUGACCUAAUUAUACGCCAAGACGUUUUGUUGGGAGUUCUGGGCAGUAGUUACUUCACAUUCCAAGUGUGAAUCUGUCUUUGACUCAUCUUUUAAUAAAUAAGUACCUACCACCAUCGACUGUCCUUUCAGUUUGUGAAUAUAUGUACACAGAUGUGUUAUUUGUUGCGUUUGCAAAGGAUGUGAUGACAGAGUGAUGCCUAUUUUGUACAUAGGCGGAUGCUCUGUAAUGGAUGGGCUCAAACUAACAUGUGAAUUCACAUUUAAUAAAAAGGAAAAAAAGGAAACUUUUAAA
Molecule: messenger RNA, 3322 nt
Organism: Sebastes umbrosus (honeycomb rockfish)
Lineage: Eukaryota; Metazoa; Chordata; Actinopteri; Perciformes; Sebastidae
Gene: sox11a
Product: SRY-box transcription factor 11a
Exons: 1
Coding region: 219-1418 (399 amino acids)
Biological process (GO): negative regulation of transcription by RNA polymerase II; positive regulation of transcription by RNA polymerase II; anatomical structure morphogenesis
Molecular function (GO): DNA-binding transcription activator activity, RNA polymerase II-specific; RNA polymerase II cis-regulatory region sequence-specific DNA binding
Source: RefSeq, a predicted model, not a curated record